UAAACUGGUAUACGUGUACGAACUGCGGAGCACCUCAAGAAGUUACUAUCGCUGUCCGUCCCAAGUAUUUCGAUGAGAAAUACGCCUGCCCAUCAUCGAACUUUACGCAUCGCGACCUGCCAUACACAAUCGUCAGCGUGCCCCUCAGUCGAGCUCCAGGCAUCAUGGUGACUUUUCGCUGCACGGAGGGCCUGCGGAGGGAGGGGGUGGAGGGGGGCCGGAGGAGAGCCAGCGGUGCCAUCCAGUGCGUGAAGAAUUUAAAUGGCAACUGGGGAUGGAAUGACACUCUGGUCUUGCCGUGUUUCAUGUGGUGUCCGGAUGGUUUCGUUUCCCCGAAGGACGGAAUGUGCCUCCAUUUUUCACAAGAUAAAGCGGAAUUUGGCCUUGCUGAGGCUUCUUUGAAAUGCGCAGCGAAGCAUCAUUCCUCGUUGGCGAAAUUUCAAUCUCUUGCCGACUUGCGAGAUUCAGAGAAAGAUGUAUUCUACUACACACAGUAUACCACCGACGGCAGCACGAUGUUUCCCGAGACCAUUCCAUCAGACUUCGUUUGCGACAGUACCUUUGAGCAGUGUCAGGUCGGAUCCCGUUAUUUUUUCUUUUACGAAAAUGACAGAAAAAGAGAUCAAUGAAAAAAAGGAAAAAUAGGGGACAAAAGAAAAGAAGGAAAGAAAGAAGGUUAAGAUAAAAAUGAAAAGAAAAGAAGAGACGAACAUAGAUGGAUAGAUUAGGUGGAUAUAUGGAUGUUAUAGCGAGAAUAAAUUCUAGUAGAAUGCAUAUCAUUUUAAUUAUUUACCAUGCUGGCUAGAUAA
Molecule: messenger RNA, 809 nt
Organism: Penaeus monodon (black tiger shrimp)
Lineage: Eukaryota; Metazoa; Arthropoda; Malacostraca; Decapoda; Penaeidae
Exons: 5
Coding region: 165-629 (154 amino acids)
Source: RefSeq, a predicted model, not a curated record